Molecule: messenger RNA, 2394 nt
Organism: Vombatus ursinus (common wombat)
Lineage: Eukaryota; Metazoa; Chordata; Mammalia; Diprotodontia; Vombatidae
Gene: CHST6
Product: carbohydrate sulfotransferase 6
Exons: 2
Coding region: 40-1236 (398 amino acids)
Biological process (GO): keratan sulfate proteoglycan biosynthetic process; carbohydrate metabolic process; N-acetylglucosamine metabolic process
Cellular component (GO): Golgi membrane
Molecular function (GO): N-acetylglucosamine 6-O-sulfotransferase activity
Source: RefSeq, a predicted model, not a curated record
CGGGGCACCGCGAGCUGAAAGCAGGCCCCCUGUGCCACCAUGGCCUGGCUGCGAAUUUCCAGCACUGGCAUGGCUGUCCUCUUCAUGGUACAGACGGGCCUCCUGCUCUACCUGUACACGCACCACAACCAUCUGCUGCCCUCCCUUAAGGAGAAGCCGGCCCACGUCCACGUGCUGAUCCUGUCCUCGUGGCGCUCCGGCUCCUCCUUUGUGGGGCAGCUGUUCAGCCAGCACCCGGACGUCUUUUACCUGAUGGAACCAGCCUGGCACGUGUGGGUGACCCUCUCCCAGAGCAAUGCUGAGGUGCUGCACAUGGCUGUGCGGGACCUGGUGCGCUCCGUCUUCCUCUGUGACAUGAACGUCUUCAGUGCCUACCUGCCCUGGUACCGAACCCUGUCUGACCUCUUCCAGUGGGCCGUCAGUCGAGCCCUGUGCUCCCCGCCCGCCUGCAGCGCCUUCCGGAGAGAGGACAUCACUAGUGAGGCUGCCUGCAAGAGCCGGUGCGGGCAGCAGCCCUUCAGGGCCGUGGCGAAAGCCUGCCGCUCCUACAGCCACGUGGUGCUCAAGGAGGUGCGCUUCUUCAACCUGCAGGUUCUCUACCCGCUGCUGACCGACCCCUCCCUCAACCUGCACAUUAUCCACUUGGUCCGGGAUCCCCGAGCCGUGCUCAAGUCUCGCGAGCAGUCGGCCAAGGCCUUGGCGCGGGACAACGGCAUCGUGCUGGGCACCAACGGGACGUGGGUGGAAGCAGACCCCGGGCUGCGGGUAGUGCAGGAGGUGUGCCGCAGCCACGUGCGCAUCACCGAGGUGGCCAUGCAGAAGCCACCGCCCUUUCUGCAGGGCCGCUAUCGUCUGGUGCGCUUUGAGGACUUGGUGCGAAACCCGCUGGCCGAGAUCCAAAGCAUGUACGACUUCGCGGGGCUGCGCCUCACCCCGCAGCUGGAGGGCUGGAUCUAUAACAUUACGCACGGCCAGGGGCCUGGCCAGCUUAAAGAGGCCUUCAAGAUCACCUCUCGAGAUGCCCUCAACGUCUCCCAGGCCUGGCGCCAUGCUCUCCCCUUCCCAAAGAUCCACCGGGUACAAGAGCUGUGCGCGGGCGCCCUCCGGGUGCUGGGCUACCGGCCAGUUGACUCUGAGAAGGAACAGAAGGACCUCACAUUGGAUUUAGUGCUGCCCCAGGGAAGGAGCAAGUUCAGCUGGACCUCAUCUGCAUCUUCGUAUGCUCGAGAGAAGUAGGGCCCAAAGCCUGGCCACACUUCCUGGGCACUUGAGAAGCUUUUAUUUAUGGGCAUUGUAAGGCCAUCAGCUACCUGGAUCCUUCCCUACCUCCCCUAAGGGGAAGGAGGGGCUGUCUGGGAGAGAAGAGCUGGAUGAUCUCGACAGGGAAUGGGAAUUCCUCCACUAACUCAGAUUUGCUGAUGCUGGGAACAGUUUAAUGCAGAUAAUACCUGACUAUUUUAUAACUGAGUGGAUUUUUAAAAAUGUUCCAAAGCACCACUGAUAUUUUUCCCUCUUAGCUCUAAUUUUUCUUUGUCUCCUUUUCAGUUGACCAAACCUUUUAUUUCCUUUCCCCCAGCACCCAGCCCGUUCUCCUGAUUCCUUUUGAUCCUGGAGUACUACCUAUCCGCCCAUGGCAUCCUGGUAGAGAAAUUGAGUCAUAUUACGUAUUUUAAUUAUGAAUUUAACUUUGAUGAAUGAAAAAAUUGAACACAUAUUUGAAACCAUUUCAAUCAAGAACACAUUUCCAAAUAAAUAAUAAUAGUAAUUGGCAAUCAUAUAAAGCUUUAAGGUUUGUAAAGGGCUUAUCAUAUGUUAGUUCAUUCAAUCCCCAAAUCCUGGCAGGAAGGUGCUAUUAUCACCAUUUUACAGAUGAGGAAACUGAGGCUAUGAAAAGUUAAGUGGUUCUUUCACAGCCGUACAGUUAGUAAGUGUCAGAGACAGGAUUUGAACUCAGGUCUUCCCAGCUCCAAGUCCAGCUCUCUAUGCACUGCACUACCUAGCUGUCUCUAUGAAAGUAUUUAUUCAGUUAUUUCCUCUCUAUCCCCUCACCAUCUCUUCAUACAUUAGCAUAUGUCUCAAUGAAUAUAUUUUAUGUAGUCUUAAUGUGUGUGUUGUAUUUCUAGUUCUAACUUCUUCCCUUUCCAUUAUUUCAUGUUUUCUGAUAUUACUUUGUAUUCUUUUUUAUUUGUCAUUUUAAUGGCAUUAGAAUUAUCCUAUCUGUACUGUGGGGUAGUGGAUAGAUUGCUGGCCUUGGUGUCAGGAAGACCAAGGAUUGAUAAAAGCUGUGAGACCGGCUAGGUGGCCUAGAGUAGAUGGAGUUCCAAGCCUGGAGUCAGGAAAUACUCCUCUUUGUGAGUUCUAAUCUGGCCUCAGAAGCUUACUAGCUGUGUGACC